Adineta ricciae is the source of this 1503-nucleotide messenger RNA. The record is from the annotation of a GenBank genome assembly. NCBI's taxonomy places the organism in Eukaryota, Metazoa, Rotifera, Eurotatoria, Adinetida, Adinetidae.
AUGGGAAUUCAACAAAAAUUUGCCAUUAAUGUAUGCAUUUUAAUAUAUUUGACAAUAUUUUCAAGUGAAUCAACACCAUUAGAUGAUUAUGUUCAUGCUGAAGAUCCUCAUUUUGGUUGGACAUUAAUUAAUACUUAUGAUGAAAUUGACUAUAAAUUAUACAUUCUUAAUUUUACUUCGCAAAAAUGGCUCGAUGAAAAUUAUUCAUCUCGAUCAAUUUGGUGGCAUUAUUUAUGUAUAACAGUACCAAAGAAAUUAACUCGACCUGACACAGCAUUUUUGUUCAUUGAUGGAGGAAGCAAUAAUGAUUCUAUUCCUCAACCUCAAGAUCUUUUUGUUGCAGCAACUGCAAUGAUUGCUGUAGGAAUUGGAAGUGUUACAGCUGAUCUUCAAGAUGUUCCAAAUGGACCUAUUCGUUUUACGGAUGAUCCAGCAAAUCGAUCACGUAUUGAAGAUGCAACACUUGCUUGGACAUGGAGAAGUUUCAUUAAAGACUCAUCAAAUAUUUAUGCACCGUUAAAUUUGCCCAUGACCAAAGCAGCAUAUCGUGCAAUGGAUGCUGUUCAACAAUUUACUGAACAAUAUAAUAUAACAACACCAAAGAAAUUUGCUGUUGCGGGUGCUUCGAAACGUGGAUGGGCAACGUGGUUAACAGCUGCUGUUGACACAGAACGAGUUGUUGCUGCUAUUCCAAUUGUAAUGGAUAUCUUAAAUUUCCAAGCGAAUUUACACCAUAUGUAUCGCUCGUUAAUUGGUUGGACAUUUAUAUUUGAAGAAUAUUAUGCAGCUAAUAUAACACUAAAUGUUGAUAAUGUUAAUAUGACGAAAUUAUCAGCGAUUAUUGAUCCAUUAAAUUAUAUCGAUCGAUUUUCGAAAACAAAAAUUCUACAGAUUCAAUCAACUGGCGACGAAUUUUUUCUUCCUGAUAAUGAAGCUGCUUUUUGGAAAGAUCUUCAAAUUGCAACAGGUGGAUCAUUUCUUCGACGAAUGCUUAAUGCCGAUCAUUCUUGUGUUGGUCAUAUUAUAAGUUUAUUCUUUUCAAUGCGAAGUUUUUAUAUCAGUGUUUAUGAUAAUCGACCAUUACCAAAACUUCAAUGGAUGAAAUCAUCGAAUAAUACACAUGGUUAUAUUCGUGCAACUGUUGACUUUAGUGUUGGACCAAAACCAAUCAGUGCACUUGGUUAUCGUGCUCAAACUCUUGAUAAUAAACGACGUGAUUUUCGUUUUUUUAUUGGAAAUCCUAAUGAUCCAACGAAACCAAUGGCAAAUCCAGUUUUUUGGUCAACAACAAAUCUUGUUAUUGAAGAAGAAACAACUACAACUAUCGUUUACUCAUUAACAAUUGAAAAUCCAAAGAGUGGCUGGGAAGGUUUUCUUAUUCAAGUGAAUUUUCCUGGUCUUGAUGGAACUGUUCUAGAAUUAACAACAGAAACACAAAUUAUUCCUGAUACUUAUCCAACUGGUGAUUGUCAUGGUGAACAAUGUUUAGGUACACUUGUUUAA